This is a messenger RNA of Glarea lozoyensis ATCC 20868, 375 nucleotides long. RefSeq lists its product as uncharacterized. The transcript has a single exon. Bases 1 to 375 code for a protein of 124 amino acids. The record is from RefSeq and is a predicted model, not a curated record. Lineage: Eukaryota; Fungi; Ascomycota; Leotiomycetes; Helotiales; Helotiaceae.
AUGUCAGAUGAUUACGUUAGCCAUCCCGAAAAAGUCCUUCACAUGGGCGGAUCUUACGGAGCAAUAAGAAAUAAUUCAACAAGCCAAUUGGACCUACUGAAACACCUGAAAGAUUCAGUCUCAGAAAUCUCAAAAGUUAUCAAGCUGGACUAUCUCACAGUCGCACAGCAAAGCAACCAAAUCAUGAAAAAUGUUACCGAGCAAUUACAACGACAAGGCCUGUGGGGUGUCCCUCCAGGGGUUGAGAUUCAGGCCAGCGCAGUGAAUACUGCUUAUGCAAUGGAUCUUCUCAUGCGCGACUUAGACAUGCUAAAUCUAAGAACCAGAAUCAAGUGCAUGGCAUUCUACUGCCAAAAUCUUCAAGGAGAAGAUUGA